AUGGCGGUGUAUAUAUUCAUCGUCACCGGCUACCAUCGUCACGUCGGGUUUGUUGGAGACUACUAUGCAGAUCCAGGCUUGGCAUCUAUGUCCUGGAAGUCCGGAGAGCCAUAUGGAAGGCCGCGCCAACACAUGAUCAUGUCGGUCGUCAACGUCUUCACCUCCAUGCAACAGCCACUCCUGAAGGAGGACUACACACACCUUUUCCGCGGACUUGAUCCUGACCGAGAAGAGCACAUGACCAAAGCCUGGCAAAACUUCCAAGCAGAUUUGCAGAACGCCCGACAACUUCAUCGCAUGCUUGACAUGGAUGCCUGA
Molecule: messenger RNA, 318 nt
Organism: Symbiodinium necroappetens
Lineage: Eukaryota; Dinophyceae; Suessiales; Symbiodiniaceae
Source: the annotation of a GenBank genome assembly